Tinamus guttatus (white-throated tinamou) is the source of this 2007-nucleotide messenger RNA. NCBI's taxonomy places the organism in Eukaryota, Metazoa, Chordata, Aves, Tinamiformes, Tinamidae. The record is from RefSeq and is a predicted model, not a curated record.
AUGGUCCAGCAAGGAGGUGGAGCUCAAGCAGCAGUCUAUUGCAUGCAGAGGGUGAAAGUAAGUGAAGCCAGCAAGCAGCUUGAAGAGGCUCCUGAAAUGUUGGCCUAUGAUUUGAGAACAACCACAGGCAGGGUUUCAGUGUACUGCCCAGCACUGUACUGCAAUGUCUUGUCUGACAGUUCUUCUCAGAAAGCUUUCCACAGGGCGAGAAGAGAGCUGGAUGCCCCAUCCCCGAUAGACUGUAAGCUGAGCGGCUGGAGCGCGUGGGGGCCCUGCGACCCGUGCACGUAUCAGAGGGUAAGACAGAGCCGCCAAGGUGGCGAGCAAGCGGCCCUGCCGGCCUCCGGGGUUGGGGAAAAUAGCAGCUUGCAGCCCUUAAGGUACAUGCGUAAUUUGUUUCGAUCCAGAAGUAUUGAGAAAUUUGGACAAUUUGGUGGAAAAUCAUGUCUGGAGACUUUGAGAGAUUCACAAAGCUGUAAAACCAGCCAAGCCUGUCCUGAAGGCCCAGAACCAGACUGUGGUACUGACUUUCAAUGCACUUCUGGUCGCUGUAUCAAGCAACGUCUCGUGUGUAACGUAGACAAUGACUGCGGAGACUUUUCUGACGAAGACGACUGUGAGUCCGAGCCGCGGUCACCGUGCCGUAAUCAUGACAUUGACGUGUCAGAAAUCGGCAGGACUGCGGGGCAAGGGAUCAAUAUCUUAGGGAUGCAGCCCCUGGCCAGCCCGUUCGACAAUGACUUUUUCAACGGCCUGUGUGAGCGCACACGUGACGGCAACACGCGCACCUACUACCGCAAGCCCUGGAACGUCGGCGUUCUCAUCUACGACACAAAAGCAGACAAAACCUUCACAGCUGAGUACUAUCAUGAUCGUGCAGAAAUGAUCCGAGAGGUUUACAUAGAAAAGCAAAGACAAUUUAACGUGGGUCUGUCUGUGAAAUACACACCUACUGACGCACGUGGCAACAUAACUGCACAGGGGAAUUUCAAGUAUCACUACAGCAAGAAUUCAAGUUUAAGUUCAGUCCUGAAAACCAUCACAGAAAGGAACCAAACCUUCCUGCACGUAAAAGGAAAGAUUCAGCUCGGAAGAUUCCAGAUGCGAAGUCGUGAUGUCCGUCUCACAGACAUUUUCCUUGAUGAUCUAAACUUUCUGCCUGCUGAAUAUGAUAAGGGGGAAUAUUUCAAAUUCCUAGAAGAUUAUGGAACUCACUAUGCAGUCUCUGGAACUGUAGGAGGAAAAUACGAGCUUGUGUAUGUGCUAGAUGAUUAUGCAAUGUCUCAUUCAGGUAUCACCGUAGAAGAUGUAAAAAAAUGCCUUGGCUAUCAUUUAGAUGCCAGUGCAACAUACAUGGGAUUGAGUGCUGAUCUUAAUAUUAAUGAUAAUAAAUGUCAAAAGAUUAAGGUGAGAGACAAAUUACACUAUAAAGAUGAUGCAGUCAUUGAUGAUGUCAUUUCCUUAGUUGAUGGAGGAAAGAUUGAUUUUUCAGUUAAAAUAAAAGAAAUGCUACUGCGAGGAGUAAGAACAGUAAACAUAGAGGAUUACAUAGAGUGGGCUAAGUCAUUGGUUGAUGCUCCUGUAGUGAUACAGCAACGGCCUUCACCAAUACAUACACUUGUUCCAGUUAAGAUGAGAGAUGCUUACGUGAAGAAACAAAAUUUGGAAAGAGCAAUUGAGGACUACGUUACUGAAUAUAGCACGUGCAAAUGCAAACCUUGCAAAAAUGGAGGCACUGUUGUGCUGGUGGAUGGAAUGUGUACAUGCAUGUGCUCUAGCUACUUUAAAGGAAUUGCUUGUCAGAUUCCCAAAUCUACACUAAUUAAAGUUGUCACCGAUGGAGGCUGGAGCUGCUGGAGUGCCUGGUCUGCCUGCGUGAGAGGAGAAAGCACUCGAACUCGUGUGUGCAAUAACCCUGCACCGGAAGCUGGUGGCAGGCCAUGCCAAGGAGAAAGCAUUGAAAAACGGCCCUGUGGUGAAGCAAAAUAGCUACGCAGUUCAAAACAG